AUGCACGUUGGACAGAAGAGUCUGGAACGAGCAGUGGAGGCCUGCGACCCCGUGAACGAUUUGGUGCAAGGUCUAAUAUUCGCUUAUGCCAAAAAAAAAGGCGAACCCGGAGGUUUCGCACGAGCUUUGACCAACAGCUGUCGUCUCUCAAAGGUUUUUGCGGACAAUGUGUCCUCCACGGACAGUGUCUUGAAGUCCGCGCAGCUGAACUUUGCUGCGCAGAGGUACAACACCAUCGUGGAUGUUGCACAAUGUCUGGUCUUAAACAUCGAAGCCGUUCUUACAACUCUUACCGAGGUCCACCUGUCCAUGCCCCACCUAACAAAGUGGUCUGCUCAGCUUUUGCAGCUCCUGCAUUUGGAGAACUUGAUCCUCCUGGCAAUGGUGGCCGAGUUGGCCUCCCUGUGCAGCACCUAUGUGCAUGCCUUCGACAACAAGGUUCGUGGAGGUCUCUCGCAUGCUGCGAACAAGGCGGCCGCGGUCUACGAGCUGAGGUAUCACGCCAACAAGGUUUUCAGCUUCACGUCGCUCACUGGGGAGCAGCAAGAGCCACUGGCUCUUUCGGACUCCUACUCUGCCGGCUUCCUUCAGCUGCUAAAGAGUGGUUAUGACAUGUGUGUUUCAAAGGCGGUGGUACGUGAUCAGGAGCUGGUCUUUUACCACGCCGGAGCCCGUGAUGAGCACCACCUUAGAGGUAUCGUGGCAAAGCAGCUCGGUGUCAUCCAGUCUGUCCUGGACAAUACCUUGGCCGGGGUCGCUGCGCAUGAUCACGACUUCAUUCGGUCUUUACAGCCUUUCGACGUGGACCAUUGGAUGGCGCACAACUCUGAUGACACACUGUCGGGCAGCCAGUCGGUCUCGCGAGUCUAA
Molecule: messenger RNA, 870 nt
Organism: Symbiodinium necroappetens
Lineage: Eukaryota; Dinophyceae; Suessiales; Symbiodiniaceae
Source: the annotation of a GenBank genome assembly